UUUGUUUUUAAAAUAUCUUCACGGUUCUUAGCACUUUUCCUUACUGACGUGUGUUAUUUAACUUCACUUCACCUUCAAUGUUAACUGUGACAGUGUUUUUUCCUACACCAUGACUAGAGGUCUAGAUCUUAGAAGUAAUAAUGUUAUAUUUUCACCUAAUUAUUCUGCUUUUGACAGUAAAGUGUAGUAGUUCUCUAUGUGUGGAAGAAGGAGAUAGUGAGAGUGAUACUUUGUGUGUUAAUGUAAAAGGUAGUAAAGUUUUGGGAAGGAAAUUAAACACAAUUUUAGAGAGAAAACUUUUCGCUGUAUUUUGGGACAUACCAUAUGCCGAAGCUCCAUUGCGUGAGUUAAGAUUCAAGCAACCAAGAGAAAAAUAUUUGAAAAACGGAACCCUCGAUUGUAGCCAACCACGGAAAAAAUGCGCAUGCUGCUAUGAUGAAGACUGCUUGUAUUUAACUAUUUAUAUGCCCAUUUCUUAUAAUCAAUCGAGGAACCUCCCCGUUGUUGUUUGGGCAGAUCACAAUGAAGUUUUGCAAUACCCAGACUUUUUCAUAGAAGAAGAAGUGGUAGUCGUCGUUGUUACUUACAGGCGAUUUAUUUUUGGUUUUCUAAAUACCGGAGACGAAUUUGCGGAAGGUAAUAUGGGUGCAAAAGAUAUCUUGAUGGCACUGAAAUGGAUUAAAAGAUACAUUAGAUCUUUUAAUGGUGAUCCAAAUAGAAUAACAGUGGCUGGAUUCCAAUCAGCGGCCACGAUAGUGUCAUCAUUGAUACUUACUCCAGGCGCAGAAGGUUUAUUUUCCAGAAUUAUAAUCCUAGGCGGUAGUGCCCUCUCACCUGCAGAUUACAGAAACUAUAAUUUCGAUGUUAUGAACAAACUGUAUUGGAAUCUGAAUGGACCGUUUGAAAAGUUGAAUCGCACGAAUCUUUACCAAAUUCUAGCAAACUAUUCUACUAGUGAACUGAUGGUAGCCUCAGAAGAUCUCUUUGACAGUACUGAAGUAAGAGACAGCCAAAGACUAAUCAAUGCCUUCGGUCCAAGUAUCGAAGUGACUAAAAACACAUUUAUGAGUAAAGCACCGAUAGAAGUGUACAAAGCUCGUCUAACAAACAAUAACGUAGAAGUUAUGAUAGGAUAUACGAGUUUAGAGGCGCUGGUGAAAUUGAAAGGUUUUAUCCAAAAUAAAAAGCUUUUGAAGUAUUUAAAUUAUAACUUCCAAUAUUUAUUGCCGUUCGAAGGAACAAAGGACGAGUACGGAUCAAAGCGCUAUAGGAAGAUAAGGGAGAAAAUAAUGGAGUUCUAUUUCGUUAAUGGCACCAUUGGAGAAAGGAGCCUGAGACGAUAUGCAAAAUAUGUUUCGGAUCAAGUGAUUUAUCCGUUGCUCCGCCAGGCGCGAUUCCAGGGCGACGCGUCGUGUAGAAACGUCUACUUGUUUAGGUUUGCGUUCAGAGGCGCCUUGAAUGUUGCUUGGGACUCUUCGGCGCGCCAUUUAAAUUGGUCUGGAGCGACGUCUGGGGACGAAAUCUGCUACCUAUUCAGAUGUAAAUCAGUCGGCGACGUGUACAAUAGCGCCGAAGCGUCGAAUGAAAGGCUCUUCAUUAAGAAAAUCGCGCGGUUAUUGGCGAAUUUCGCUAAAUGCGGAGAUCCGACGCCCGUGAAAGAAGAUGAGGUUUUGGGAAAUUUGAAAUGGGAGCCUUUGCGAAGACGCGCGUCAAUUAGAGCACUGAAUAUGGGUCGCAGACUUAAAAUGGCCGACGUGCCGGAACAGACACGAGUGAACUUUUGGGAUCAGUUAAAAAGUGAAUUAUUUUCGGAAAAACUUCCCAACGUGGAACUUUAAGUGAAAUUGUUUUCGGGUGAUGUAGUUUCGGGAUUCUUCACGACCAACUUUCAGGAUUAAUAACGCAAAAUGUUCGGGGAGAAACUUUUGCCACCGAUACAUAUAUCGUACGAAACGAAGAUAAACAGAUUUCAGCUAACGUUU
Ostrinia nubilalis (European corn borer) is the source of this 1982-nucleotide messenger RNA. Its product is annotated as venom carboxylesterase-6-like. NCBI's taxonomy places the organism in Eukaryota, Metazoa, Arthropoda, Insecta, Lepidoptera, Crambidae. The transcript is spliced from 3 exons. The record is from RefSeq and is a predicted model, not a curated record. Bases 141 to 1838 code for a protein of 565 amino acids.